Molecule: messenger RNA, 1133 nt
Organism: Solea senegalensis (Senegalese sole)
Lineage: Eukaryota; Metazoa; Chordata; Actinopteri; Pleuronectiformes; Soleidae
Product: ADP-ribosylation factor-like protein 4C
Exons: 1
Coding region: 299-913 (204 amino acids)
Biological process (GO): endocytic recycling; intracellular protein transport
Cellular component (GO): cytoplasm
Molecular function (GO): GTPase activity; GTP binding
Source: RefSeq, a predicted model, not a curated record
CUGCUUCUUCUCCUUCACAAACGCAGCCGCCGGUGAAUCAGAGCAGAGAGGACACGAGGACAGAGAGGACACGAGGACAGAGAGAGGGACACGGAGCGGCUGCUGAGACACACACAGGUGUGUGUGUAUGUGUGAUGGCGCGUGUGUGUGUGUGUGAUGAAUACUAAUAAGCGCCGCGCCGCGUCCUGCUGAGGCGCACCGCGGAGUCCGCGCGCACCGCGUCCGCUCCUGACGCACCGCGACACCGCGGCACCGGUUCUCCACUCCCGGUCCGGGACUUCUGUGAUCGAGUCCAAACAUGGGGAACAGCUUCUCCAACAUCUCCAGCUUCCAGUCCCUGCACAUCGUCAUGCUGGGUCUGGACUCGGCGGGGAAGACCACGGUUCUGUACCGGCUCAAGUUCAACGAAUUCGUCAACACGGUUCCGACGAUCGGCUUCAACACGGAGAAGAUCCGCCUGAGCAACGGCGCGGCCCGAGGCAUCAGCUGCCACUUCUGGGACGUGGGCGGUCAGGAGAAGCUGCGGCCGCUGUGGAAGUCCUACAGCCGCUGCACCGACGGCAUCAUCUACGUGGUGGACUCUGUGGACGUGGACCGGCUGGAGGAGGCCAGGACCGAGUUGCACAAGGUCACCAAGUUCGCGGAGAACCAGGGGACGCCGUUGCUGGUCAUCGCCAACAAACAGGACCUGCCCAAGUCUCUGCCGGUGCCGGACAUCGAGAAGCAGCUGGCCCUGCACGAGCUCGGCCCCGGCACCAGCUACCACGUCCAGCCGGCCUGCGCCAUCAUCGGGGAGGGGCUUCCUGAGGGCAUGGACAAGCUGCACGAGAUGAUCCUGCGGAGGAGGCGGUCCCUGAAGCAGAAGAAGAAGCAGCAGCAGCAGCAGCAGCAGCAGCAGCAGCAGCAGCGGUGACACGCGGGACCAGGAUUUAAACAGGCCGGCCUGUUUCACCUUUGACCUCCAGGGUCACCUUUAGGACACAAAGUGGCGUCUUUUUUUUUUUCCAUCUUUACAGACGUGACCGUGUUUUAACUGUCGCGCUCUUACAGGGACAGUCAGAGAGCGCCCCCUGCUGCUGAGGACCAGCCUCUACCAUCUCUGCGUCACAUGAUCACGUCUGUAUGUCACUGUG